AUGCGAGAGGAGCGUGAAGCUGAGAAACUUCAGUCACGGAGAGAGCGCGAAGAAGCCUUAAUCGAGCGUCAAAUAGAGCGUGAGGAAGCACAAAGGCAGCGUGAAAUGGAGCGCGAAGAGUUAUUGAUGCAGCGUGAAGAUGAACGUGAAGAAGCUCGAAGGGAGCAUCCCAAUUUAUUUGUUAAUUGUUUUGUCCUAUAUGAUGGAGAGUGGAGGAAAGAUGAUAAUGGUGUUAGUUUUUUUGACUCAAGUUCAUUAGUAGGUGUGCCUCUAUCCCUAAAUACUACAUAUGAUGAAUUAACUGACAUUGUCUAUGAUGCUAUUGGUGUGGACAAAUUGAGAUAUGAUUUAGUGUUCAAAGUCAAGGAAAUGGCCUUAAUGGCGGUGCGAGGAACAGUGGAGGAAUCCUAUGGAAAAUUGCCAUCAUACCUGUUCAUGUUGGCGAAGAAUAACCCAGGUACCAUAACUGACAUUCAGACGGAUGAGCAUGGCCACUUCAGGUAUUGUCGUCCAGUAUUGUGCGUCGAUGUCAGUUUUCUUAAACACAAGAUUGGAGGUCAACUAUUAGUUGCGAUUGUAUUGGAUGCGAAUGAACAACUAUAUUCCGUUGCUUUUGGCGUCAUUUAUUCGGAGAAUAAUAACUCUUGGACAUAUUUCAUGCAACAACUAAGAGUGACAAUUGGAGUAGUCCCGGAUCUCGUCUUCGUAUAUGAUAGACACCCAAGUAUUGCCAAUGCAUUAAGUGGAGAAAUGGAGUCAUGCAUUUUCCCCGGUUCGCGAUACAAUCAAAUGACAAGCAAUUACGCUGAGAGCUUUAAUAGUCAGUGUAGGGAUGCUAGGAAAUAUCCCAUAUCGACAUUGGCUGAGUAUUUACGAUUAACACUACAAGAAUGGUUUCAUAAUAAAAGAGAAAAAGCUUUCAACCACACAGAACGUCUAUCUUCAUACUAUGAAAAGUUCUUACGUGAACAAGCCGAGAAAGCCAGAUUUUACAACGUUAAUCCGUUUAACAGAUACGAGUUUCAUGUGAACGACGGUGAACAUGAUUUUCAAGUUGACUUCCAAACUCGAACUUGUACUUGUAGAGUAUUUAAUAUAUCUGGUCUUCCUUGUAAACAUGCUCUUGUUGUUGUCCGUUCCCGGAAAACUAUUCCCUAUGAAUACUACUCAAGGUUUUUCACAACUCAGGCGUGGUGCGUGGCAUAUGAGGAGACAAUUUAUCCAGUUUGCAAUGAAGGUUCUAGGGAUAUUUCAGAAAAUAUCAAGGAACGAGUUUAUUUAAAACCCCCCGUCAAGGUUAAGAAGGGUCGGACAACAACAAAGCGUAGGCCAUCACAAGGUGAGCCUUAUAAUGAACAGAGACGGUGUAACUCAUGUGGCAGUCGAGGAAAUAAUAGGGCAACAUGCAAAGCAGUUAUGCCUGCACCAUCUACUGUAAGACAACAAGUAUCACAACCGUCAUAG
This is a messenger RNA of Impatiens glandulifera, 1464 nucleotides long. RefSeq lists its product as uncharacterized. Gene Ontology annotation, molecular function: zinc ion binding. The transcript has 6 exons. The record is from RefSeq and is a predicted model, not a curated record. The coding region runs from base 1 to 1464 and encodes 487 amino acids. NCBI's taxonomy places the organism in Eukaryota, Viridiplantae, Streptophyta, Magnoliopsida, Ericales, Balsaminaceae.